Messenger RNA from Equus quagga, 819 nucleotides. Its product is annotated as acyl-coenzyme A thioesterase THEM4-like. The transcript has 6 exons. Gene Ontology annotation, biological process: long-chain fatty-acyl-CoA metabolic process; cardiolipin acyl-chain remodeling. The record is from RefSeq and is a predicted model, not a curated record. Gene Ontology annotation, cellular component: mitochondrial matrix. The coding region runs from base 42 to 665 and encodes 207 amino acids. Lineage: Eukaryota; Metazoa; Chordata; Mammalia; Perissodactyla; Equidae.
GAGCCCUGGCUGGCCAGCCCCCGCUGCCCAGGUCAGCCUGGAUGCCAGCCCACCCUAUCACUGUCUCAAGCAGCCACUUCCAGUCCAAUAUAAAGGAUUAUUCCAUCCCCAAUGCCAGCUGGAGCCCAGUCAUGGUGGGGCUGUAUAACGAACUCAUGGAGAAGACUGUGGAUGGGUCAUGGACGCGACUUCCAGGUUGUUGGCGCUCUCUGCAGUUACUGAAAGAGGCAGACCUUGCUAGGAUUGCUAAGGCUGUCCCCAUCCAAAUGAUUGAAGAUGCCCGCCUCUUUCUACGGAUCACAGAUACAGAGAGACUCGGCUUUGAGUAUGUCAUCUUCCACAGUGACUCGGAGAAGAAGUGUGUCUGCUUGUUCCAGCCUGGGCCCCUCCUGGAGGGGCUGCCUGGGAUCAUCCAUGGCGGUGCGCUGGGGACCAUGAUAGACACCACGUUUUUCACAACGGCAUACUACAGUGCCAAUGCAGUCUUUACAGGGACCAUGACCAUCACCUUCAGGAGCCCAGUCAUCCUCGGCUCCGUGGUGAGGCUGGAGGCAACGGUAACUGGCACAGAAGGAAGAAAGGUAUUUCUCUCUUGUGAAGCCCAAAACAGUGACGGGACCAUCCUCUUUGCCGAAGCUUCUGCCAUCUUCUUCCAAAUGAAGUGACACAGACGCAAGGCACUGUAAGGCACAUCUCCUCCUGCCCUGGAGGGCAGGAAACCAAGCUUCCUUUGGAGCAGCUUCUGUUUCCCCCAUUCAUCUCCCUUCCCAUGUUUACUCCAGCUCUUUCCUUCUUGGAUUGUGGAAACGCCUCCAAAUG